This is a messenger RNA of Paraglomus brasilianum, 1233 nucleotides long. The record is from the annotation of a GenBank genome assembly. NCBI's taxonomy places the organism in Eukaryota, Fungi, Glomeromycota, Glomeromycetes, Paraglomerales, Paraglomeraceae.
AUGAAAUCCUUUAUUAAAGUUGCUCCCGAUUCUCAUUUCCCCAUUCAGAAUUUGCCGUAUGGCAUCUUUUCUACUGUUGAGAAUCCAAAUCCACGCGUUGGAGUAGCAAUCGGAGACGAGAUUUUAGAUUUAUCAGUUAUCCAUGCGCUAAUCGAGAAACAUGUCCCAGAAUUGGGGCAAAAACCAAUGAUUUUUAAAGAGUCGUCUCUCAAUUCUUUUAUGUCAUUAGGUAGACCAAUAUGGAAAGCUGUGCGUAAAUGCCUUCAGAACAUUCUGUCUGCUGACAAUUCAGAAUUGCGGGAUGAUGCUGAAUUGAGAGCGAAGGCAUUUGUUGCUCAAAAUUUAGCAAAUAUGCAUUUACCAGCACAAAUCGGAGAUUAUACGGAUUUCUAUGCUUCAAAAGAGCACGCGACGAACGUUGGAACCAUGUUUAGAGGAAGCGAUAAUGCACUAAUGCCCAACUGGACGCAUCUACCAGUUGGAUAUCAUGGUCGUUCGUCGUCUGUAGUUGUCUCUGGUACUGCUUUAAGACGCCCGUGUGGACAACGAUUGUUAGCCAAAAAUAAUCCACCAGUAUUUGGUGCUUCGAUACGACUGGACUUUGAAUUGGAGAUGGCUUUCAUUAUCGGAGUUGGCAAUGAACUUGGCAACGCAAUCCCUAUUAACAAAGCGAAUAAUCACAUAUUUGGAGUUGUCUUAAUGAACGAUUGGAGUGGUCCGUUCUUGGGGAAAAACUUUGGGACGAGUAUCUCGCCAUGGGUUGUAACUCUUGAUGCAUUGGAGCCGUUUUUAGUAAAAGGACCCGAACAGAAACCAGAACCGCUUCCUUAUCUCCGGGAUAAUGGCCCAUCUGCGUACAAUGUUCAGCUGGAAGCAAAGAUCAAACCUUAUGACAGCAAUGCGUACAAGACGGUAACUCGCUCCAAUUUAAAAUACAUGUACUGGUCGUUCAAACAGCAAAUAGCUCAUCACACCGUGGGUGGUUGUAAUAUGCGCCCAGGUGAUUUGUGUGGCACAGGAACUAUUAGUGGUCCGUCUGAAGGUUCUAGAGGCUCUUUACUCGAACUUACGUGGAACGGACAGAAUGAAAUAGAUUACGAUAAUGGUAUAAAGCGUAAGUUUAUCGAAGAUGGAGACGAAGUAGUCCUCACUGGUUAUUGUCAGGGGGAGGGUUAUAUAGUAGGAUUUGGAGACUGUAGCGGUAAAAUAUUACCUGCUAUUAAUAGUCCAUGA